UGCCUCAUUCUUAUUACUUCUCCAUCUUCUCUCUGUCUCAUCUUUGUCGUUUAUCUAGUCUCUGUCAUUCCCCGUCUCUCUCUCUCUUUCUCUUUCUCUUUAUCUCUCUCUCUCUCUUCUGCAUCCACCCGUCUGUCCUAUCGUUGUGUCUUCUGCUCGCUUGUUUCCGCUUUCACUUUGUAUCGGCACACUCGCUGUGCCAAACAGGAUCCUUGGUAUGGUCAGAUGACCGCCAGUCGAUACAUGACAUCAGAUGAGCAAGCUCCUCGCCGGAUCUACUUUGAAGAAGACCACAGCUUGUCCAAUUAUUCUGCUCCUUUCUUCCAUGCUCUCCUUCUUUCCUCGACCGAUUAA
Messenger RNA from Protopolystoma xenopodis, 354 nucleotides. The record is from the annotation of a GenBank genome assembly. Lineage: Eukaryota; Metazoa; Platyhelminthes; Monogenea; Polystomatidea; Polystomatidae.